Molecule: messenger RNA, 2778 nt
Organism: Mesoplodon densirostris (Blainville's beaked whale)
Lineage: Eukaryota; Metazoa; Chordata; Mammalia; Artiodactyla; Ziphiidae
Gene: TMEM198
Product: transmembrane protein 198
Exons: 6
Coding region: 1104-2186 (360 amino acids)
Biological process (GO): positive regulation of canonical Wnt signaling pathway
Cellular component (GO): cytoplasmic vesicle; plasma membrane
Source: RefSeq, a predicted model, not a curated record
CGGUUCCCAGCGGGUGGGACUGGCGAGUCUGAUCCCUACCUGACGGCCUUUUUGGCGGCCUGGCCAGGCUGUGCGGGGUGGUAGGGCAAGACACGCGGCUCCCAGUUCUCCCCGGCGCCUGCACCGGCCCCGGGCCUCUCGCGCUCCGCUCCGGGCUGCACCGAGUUGGGCCGGCGCGCCGCGUUGGUGUUGCCGCGCGGCGGCAGCUCAGAAUCUCCGGGUUGGGGCGGCCCUGGGCCACAAGGCUCCUCCACCCAGGUGACGCUGAGCAGGCUCAGAGUGAAGCCCAGGGAGAUGCCCACGGCCACGGGCCCUGCGGGCCGCAGCACCGACAACAGCAGCGAUGCCCGCAUGGCGCCCGGACCGCGGGCCCCCGGCCCUGGAGCAGCCCCAGAGCAGCAAGAGGAGGCUUCGAGGGGGCGGGACCGGGGAGGGGGCGGAUCCGGAGGGCCCGAGCCAAGCGGGCGGGCCCCCUCCCUCCCCGCCGAGCAGAGCCCGCGGCCCGAGCCGAAUCCCCUGCGCCUCGUUCCGAUCGCCCUCCAGCCGCCGCUCGGUACCGCGCGGGUCCCGGCGCUGGGCGCGGGAGCCUCAGCCGAGGCCGCCGCUGUCCGACGUGUCACUGCGAGGGCCCCGCCCCCGGGGUGGGGUCUCGGGCUCCGGCUACCGGAGAGGGAGGAGAAGGGGGAGGUUAAAGGGGAAGGACCCCCGGAAGUGCCCCCUCCUCAGUGCGGGAGAGGCACAGACGUCGGGGGCGGAGUCCCCUACCUCCCCCCGGCGUGGUUGGUGCGUCCCGUGUGACGUCAGAAGCAGCCCGCCCCUGCCUGGAUGGUGCGUCCUGAGUGACGCCCAGCCUAAGUGCCCGGACGUCGCGGGACUGGAGUGCCAGCCGGUGUUGGAGGCGGAGCGGCGUCGCCGCCGUGCAGGGACCGGUCCCUACGGCCCAGCAGCCCCCUUCUCCUCACCGCGGACUUUUACCGGACACCAGUCAGCUGGAGCCUCUGGCGCCCGGCAGCCCCGGCCGGAGAGCCUCCUUCGCUCAGAAGCUCAGGUCGCCUCCAGCCCAGGCUGACGUGGGAGGGUGACUGCCUACUGUUCCCAGCACUAUGCCAGGCACUGCGGCGACACUUCGGUUCCAGCUGCUGCCCCCCGAGCCAGAUGAUGCCUUCUGGGGUGCACCCUGCGAACAGCCCCUGGAGCGCAGGUACCAGGCACUGCCAGCCCUCGUCUGCAUCAUGUGCUGUCUGUUUGGAGUCGUCUACUGCUUCUUCGGUUACCGCUGCUUCAAGGCAGUACUCUUCCUCACUGGGUUGCUGUUUGGCUCGGUGGUCAUCUUCCUGCUGUGCUACCGAGAACGGGUGCUGGAGACGCAGCUGAGUGCCGGGGCGAGUGCAGGCAUCGCGCUGGGCAUCGGGCUGCUCUGCGGGCUGGUAGCUAUGCUGGUGCGCAGCGUGGGCCUCUUCCUGGUAGGGCUGCUGCUCGGCCUACUGCUCGCCGCUGCCGCCCUACUGGGCUCCGCGCCCUACUACCAGCCAGGCUCUGUUUGGGGCCCCCUGGGGCUGCUGCUGGGGGGCGGCCUGCUCUGCGCCCUGCUCACGCUGCGCUGGCCCCGCCCGCUCACCACCCUGGCCACCGCCGUGACGGGUGCCGCGCUUAUCGCCACGGCUGCCGACUACUUUGCCGAGCUGCUGCUGCUGGGGCGUUACGCGGUGGAGCGUCUGCGGGCCGCCCCCGUGCCCCCCCUCUGCUGGCGGAGCUGGGCCCUGCUGGCACUUUGGCCCCUGCUCAGCCUGAUGGGCGUUCUGGUGCAGUGGCGGGUGACCACAGAGCGGGACUCCCACACAGAAGUGGUCAUCAGCCGGCAGCGCCGUCGUGUGCAGCUGAUGAGGAUUCGGCAGCAGGAAGGGCGCAAGGAGAAGCGGCGCAAGAAGAGACCCCCCAGGCCCCCCCCGAGAGGCCCCCGGGCUCCUCCACGGCCUGGGCCCCCUGACCCUGCUUACCGGCGCAGGCCAGUGCCCAUCAAACGCUUCAACGGAGACAUCCUCUCCCCGAGCUACAUCCAGAGCUUCCGGGACCGGCAGACAGGGAGCUCGCUGAGCUCCUUCAUGGCCUCGCCCACAGACGCGGACUAUGAGUACGGGUCCCGGGGACCGCUGACGGCCUGCUCUGGGCCCCCCAUGCGGGUAUAGCAGUCUCUCUGCUCCUGCCCGCCUACACUCAUCGGUCACCAGCUCUGCCAGCUUGGGGAGGCCCGCUGGGCCAUGACUCAGCCCACCUGGCCCUGUGGCCUUUGGCUGUCUCUUUCCCCACCCUGGAGAGGGAUGGCCUGGCCGCCAGAAGGGAGGACCUAUCUCAGGCUCGGCCUGAGGGGAGAGCCUCCUCCCAAGCUCCCGAGGGGCUCCUGAGGGGCUCCUGAGGGACGCAAGUGUGAGCCCCGCUGGGGUGUGCUCAGGGUUGUGAGUGUGUCGCCUGUGUGUGCGUGCGUGGAGGGGUGGGCUCGGAGAGGACACUGGGACCCCUGCCUUAGAUUUCUGACUGGUGGGGCUUCUCCGAGGGUGGCCCUGCCUCCUCUCCCACUCCUGGGGUCCCAUGGGCUACUCUCCUGCAUGUCUAAGUGGAGGAGGUCUACCUUCCUCCCCCAUCGCCUCCACCUCUCAGCCAGACUCAUCUAAGACUUCUGGUCCUUGUCCAUGGGGCAAACUGCAGCAGCCCUCACCCUGGUCCCCUGUCUUCUGCAAGCCACCAGCCUGAGGGCAGUGGCAGGGAAUGGGGUGGGCGGGU